CCCGCGGGGCGGGGCCGGCGGCGGCGAUGGCGGCUGCGUCGGGCUCCGCGCGCCUGCAGCGCUGCUGGGUCUCUCCGGCGGGCAGGCACAGCGCCUCGCUCAUCUUCCUGCACGGCUCAGGUGAUUCUGGACAAGGAGUAAGACGGUGGAUCAAGCAGGUUUUAAAUCAAGAUUUAACAUUCCAGCACAUCAAAAUUAUUUAUCCAACAGCGCCUCCCAGGCCUUACACCCCUAUGAAAGGAGGGAUCUCCAAUGUCUGGUUUGACAGGUUUAAGAUAUCUAUCGAUUGCCCCGAGCACCUGGAAUCCAUUGAUGGAAUGUGCCAGGUGCUUACAGGCUUGAUUGAUGAGGAAGUAAAAAGUGGCAUCAAGAAGAGCAGGAUUUUAGUAGGAGGAUUUUCAAUGGGAGGGUGUAUGGCAAUGCAUCUAGCCUAUAGAAACCAUCAAGAUGUGGCAGGAGUAUUUGCUCUGUCUAGUUUUUUGAAUAAAGCAUCUGCUGUUUACCAGGAUCUUCAGAAGACAGAAGGCACCCUUCCUGAAUUAUUUCAGUGCCAUGGUACUGCAGACGAACUAGUCCUUCAUUCUUGGGGAGAAGAGACAAACUCAAUGUUAAAAUCUCUGGGGGUGAGCACCAAGUUUCAUAGUUUCCCAGGGGUUUUCCAUGAGCUGAAUAGAGCUGAACUAGAAAAACUGAAGUCGUGGAUUCUUACGAAGCUCCCAGGAGAAGUGGAAGCCCAGAAGGAAUAAAUCAGAAUCAGUUGAUAAACAUUUAAUGCCAUUGUGGAAAGUGAUCUGUACUGCCAGAUUAUAACUUGAUAGUGAUAAUAAAAAUUUUAGAAGAUACAAUUUACUGACUAAUAUUUUUUAUUGAAAUAACAAUGGUAUGUUAUUAAUGGUAACUUUCAGAAAUGUCUUUAUAAUCAUUCGGGUACGUCUUUGCGAAUAUUGGAAAUCUAUUAAGUAAGAUUUUGAAUUUUUUUUAAUUGUAUUGAAUAAUCGCUGUGAGGUAGUUACAAGCUUUCAUGUUUGGGUUACAAUCUCACAAUGGUCAAACACCUGUCCCUCCACCAGUGUACAUUCCCCACCACCAAUAUCCCUGGUAUACCUCUCCCUUUUUCACCCUCCCCCUGCCUCCAUGGCAGACAAUAUUCCCCAUACUCUCUCUCUCUACUUUUGGACAUUAUGGUUUGCAACACAGACACUGAGAGGUCAUUAUGUUUGGUCCAUUAUCUACUUUCGGAACACAUCUCCCAUGUAAUUAAUAAAAUAAAGACAAGGAGACAUAUGCAAAGGCUUGGCGUCAUAAUAUUUUAUCUUUUCUACUGUUCUCUAAAAUUACCUUACAAAGUUAAGGUAAGGUAAUUUUAGUGUCAGCAGAGUACCAUGAAGCUAGCAAGUUGUCAGCCAGCUUCACUUGUUCUCACUCCAUCAACAUAAGAGCUUGAAUAGCUAUUACUGGUAUUUGAUAAUAGGGAUGGGAAACUCUCCCAGAGCCUCAAGCACCACAUUUGCAACCCAGUUCUUGGGAUUCUCCCAGGGCCUGCUCUGCGCUUAACCGAAUACUGCU
Molecule: messenger RNA, 1566 nt
Organism: Sorex araneus (European shrew)
Lineage: Eukaryota; Metazoa; Chordata; Mammalia; Eulipotyphla; Soricidae
Gene: LYPLAL1
Product: lysophospholipase like 1
Exons: 5
Coding region: 27-746 (239 amino acids)
Biological process (GO): protein depalmitoylation
Cellular component (GO): cytoplasm
Molecular function (GO): palmitoyl-(protein) hydrolase activity; carboxylic ester hydrolase activity
Source: RefSeq, a predicted model, not a curated record